Hordeum vulgare subsp. vulgare (domesticated barley) is the source of this 595-nucleotide messenger RNA. Its product is annotated as transcriptional regulator TAC1-like. The transcript has a single exon. The record is from RefSeq and is a predicted model, not a curated record. Lineage: Eukaryota; Viridiplantae; Streptophyta; Magnoliopsida; Poales; Poaceae. Bases 1 to 519 code for a protein of 172 amino acids.
AUGGAGAGUGGCAGCACGGCGGCGUCGAGCGACGAGACCGUGAGAUCGCCCGGAGGGACGACGGCGGCGGUGGCGGUGGCGGCCGCCAGGCCGUACUACGAGUGCGUGUUCUGCAAGCGCGGGUUCACCACGGCGCAGGCGCUGGGCGGGCACAUGAACAUCCACCGCCGGGACCGCGCCAAGCCCGUCCGCCUCAAGACGGACUGCAACUUGGCGAAUCCCCCAGCGCCGCCGGCCGCGUCGCCGAUGAGCGGCAGUGGCUUCGCCAUGUCGUACUCCGGCCGGCACACCGGAGCCGGAGUGGACGCGGAGGCCGUGAGCCCUGGUAGCCCUAUCCCGAGGGAGCUGAGCCUGUUCGGCGCGGACGACGACAAUCACGACCGUGAUGACUACCUGCAACUGGGCCUUUGGUGCCAUGGAAGCAGCGGCGGCGACGGGUCCGAGCGGCGGCCGGACGGCGAGCUGCCGGAGAGGAAGCUGGACUUGGAGCUCAGGCUGGGGCCUCGUCCCAGGCACUGAUCACUCGGACACGGGGGUGUACCCUGGUGCAACUCAGACACAUACACGCAUAAGGAACGCACUACUCAUCGAUCAU